Molecule: messenger RNA, 1941 nt
Organism: Dictyostelium discoideum AX4
Lineage: Eukaryota; Evosea; Eumycetozoa; Dictyosteliales; Dictyosteliaceae
Exons: 1
Coding region: 1-1941 (646 amino acids)
Biological process (GO): proteolysis
Molecular function (GO): serine-type peptidase activity; serine-type endopeptidase activity
Source: RefSeq, a predicted model, not a curated record
AUGAAAAUAAAUUAUAUUUUAUUAUUAAUUUUAUUAUUAAUUAAAUUAAUAAACUCUUUUAAUUAUGAAUUUGAUGGCAAAUAUAAAAUUUCAGAAAAAUUAACUGACCAUUUAAUAAAUAAUCAAGAUGAAGAAAAUAUUAAAAUUUGGGUUACUUUUAAUUCAAAAAAAAAAGAAAAUUUUUAUAAUAUCGAAGAGUUUUCAAAAAACAAUGGAUUAAAAAAAGAAUCAAUAGAAAGAAGAAUCAAUAGAUGUCAUGAUAAAAAUAAAAUUAUUGAUGAUAGUGAUAUUAUAAUUAAUCAAGAUUUUAUAAAUCAAGUUUUAACCUGUGGUAAUGAAAAUACAAUUAAAUUAAUUCAAAAAUCAAAUUGGUUAAAUUCAAUCUCAAUCUCACUUUUAAAAGAAACUUCAAAUAAAUUAAUUGAUUGUAUAAAAUCAUUAGAAUUUGUUGAAACUGUAGAUUUAGUUACAAAAUUUAAAAAGAAAACAACGACAACAACAACAACUAAACCAUUAUCAUCAUCAUCUAAUGAAUUUAAUGGUUGUUUAAAAAAUGAUGAAGAUAAUUCAAAAUUUGAAAAAGAAUUUAAUAAUUUAAUUGAAAAGAAAUUAUUAGAUUUAAAAAAUAAAUUAUAUUCAUCAUCAGCAUCAGCAUCAGCAUCAGCAUCAUCUUCUGAUUCAUAUUUCAAUGAAAUUCCUGAUAAAUAUUAUGGUUAUUCAAAUACUGGAUUGAGACAAAUUAAUGUUGAUAAAUUACAUGAAAUGGGAUAUGAUGGUUUUGGAAUUAAAAUUUUAAUAACAGAUACUGGUUAUAGAAAAUCUCAUGAGGUUUUUAAACAUAUGAAAAUUAUUGGUGAAUAUAAUUUCUUAAAGAAUAAAAAUAAUACACAAGAUGAUUUUGAUCCAUUUUUUAAAGAUGUAAAUGAACAACAAACUGGCCAUGGCACAUUUACAUUAUCAACUUUGGGUGGUUAUAGACCUGGUGUUUUAAUAGGUGCAGCAUAUAAUGCAUCAUUUUUAUUAGCUGAAACUGAAAAUGCUACAAGUGAUUUCCCAUUGGAGGAAGAUAAUUGGAUUGCAGCUAUUGAAUGGGGUGAAAGCCAUGGAGCUCAAUUAGUAUCCUCUUCAUUGGGUUACGAAAAUUGGUAUACCUAUGCAAAUAAGGAUGGUCAUUUUUCAAAAAUUUCAAGAGUGGCAACAAUGGCAGUUAAUAAAGGAAUGGUGGUAGUAAUGGGUGUUGGUAAUUCUGGUGAUUUGGGUAUGGGAAUACCUGCAGAUGCAGAAUACGUUAUAUCAGUGGGUGCAAUUGAUUCAAAUGGAGAAAGAACUGAAUUCUCUUCAAUUGGGCCCACUGCUGAUGGGAGAAUAAAACCAGAGGUAAUGGCAUUGGGACUUGGUAAUUUAGUUGCACAUAAUUUAAACGAUACCACCUAUGAUCGAUUUGAUGGCACAAGUUUCUCUUGCCCAUUGGUAGCAUCUGGUAUAGCAUUAUUAAUGCAGGCUCAUCCAAAUUGGUCACCAAAACAAAUUUAUGAAGCUGUGAUUAGUAGUGCUUCAAAAUCUAAAUCACCAGAUUAUUUAAUGGGUUUUGGUAUUUUUAAUGCCCUAAAAGCAUAUGAACACAAUCCAACAAAUUCAUCCGAUUGUACAAUUAAUGGAAUUGGCUGUUCAAAUUCAAAUGGUAGAUGUAAUUUACAAUCAAAGCAAUGUCAAUGUGAAUUACCAUUUUAUGGACAGUUUUGCCAAUACAAUAGAAUUCCUUGUGGUCAAAGAUGUUUAUUUUUAAAUUCAACUUGUGGAAUUCCUUCUAAUAAUUUUAAUGUAUCAUUUACAUGUAUUGAACCAAACAUUGGUGAUUUUUCAAAUCAAUCUCCAAAAUUAAAUAACAACAAUUUUUAUAAAUCAUUAUUUAUAAUAUUUUUAUUUUUUAUUUCAAUUUAA